This is a messenger RNA of Condylura cristata (star-nosed mole), 2680 nucleotides long. It is a transcript of the gene CRAT, whose product is annotated as carnitine O-acetyltransferase. The transcript is spliced from 14 exons. Gene Ontology annotation, molecular function: carnitine O-acetyltransferase activity. The coding region runs from base 243 to 2120 and encodes 625 amino acids. Gene Ontology annotation, cellular component: peroxisome. The record is from RefSeq and is a predicted model, not a curated record. NCBI's taxonomy places the organism in Eukaryota, Metazoa, Chordata, Mammalia, Eulipotyphla, Talpidae. Gene Ontology annotation, biological process: carnitine metabolic process, CoA-linked.
ACUCGCAAGUGACCGGAGACCCCGCCCCUGGAGUCCUCCUCCUCGGGACUGCCAGCCCGCCACCGGCCCGGCCGGGUGGGUCGGCGCGGAGCCACCUCUUCCCGUUGGCAGUGACUCGACGACCUUGGCCCAGAAGCCACAGCGGGGACCCACCAACGACAGCGGCGGCGCCUAGGACUUCGCCCAGCGCGGGGGGGAGGGAGGGGCGGUGCGGUCUGUGUGUCCACCAGCGGUCCGCAAACAUGUUGGCCUUCGCUGCCAGGGCGGUGGUGAAACCCCCGGGCUUCCUCAAGCCCUUCUCCUUGAUGAAAGUGUCCGGCCGCUUCAAGGCACACCAGGACUCGCUGCCCCGGCUGCCCGUGCCCCCGCUCCAGCAGUCCCUGGACCAUUACCUCAAGGCGCUGCAGCCCAUCGUGAGCAAGGAGGAGUGGAUCCAGACCAAGCAGCUGGUGGAAGAGUUCCAGACCUCAGGCGUGGGGGAGCGCCUGCAGAAGGGGCUGGAGCGCAGGGCCAAGAAGUCUGAGAACUGGCUGUCCGAGUGGUGGCUGAAGACGGCCUACCUGCAGUACCGCCAGCCCCUGGUCAUCCACUCCAACCCUGGCCUAAUGCUGCCCAAGCAGGACUUUGUGGAUCUGCAGGGCCAGCUCCGGUUUGCUGCCAGACUUAUCGAGGGUGUGCUGGACUUCAAGGCUAUGAUUGACAAUGAGACCCUGCCGGUGGAGUACCUGGGCGGGAAGCCGCUGUGCAUGAACCAGUACUACCAGAUCCUGUCGUCCUGCCGCGUGCCCGGCCCCAAGCAGGACUCGGUGGUCAACUUCAGCAAGGUCAAGAAGCCGCCCCUGCACAUCACCGUGGUGCACAACUUCCAGUUCUUCGAGCUGGACGUGUACCACAGCGAUGGGACGCCCCUGACCGCAGACCAGAUCUUUGUGCAACUGGAGAAGAUCUGGAACUCGUCGCUGCAAACCAACAAAGAGCCCGUGGGCAUCCUCACCUCCAACCACCGAAACUCCUGGGCCAAAGCAUACAACACCCUCAUCAAAGACAAGGUGAACCGGGAGUCGGUGCGCUCCAUCCAGCAGAGCAUCUUCGCCGUGUGCCUGGACAGGCCGGUGCCCAGGGUGGCCGACGAGGCUUACCGCAGCCACGUGGCUGGCCAGAUGCUGCACGGGGGCGGCGGCCAGCUCAACAGUGGCAACCGCUGGUUCGACAAGACGCUGCAGUUCAUUGUGGCAGAAGACGGCUCGUGUGGACUUGUCUAUGAGCACGCAGCAGCGGAGGGGCCGCCCAUCAUCUCCCUCCUGGACCACGUCAUUGAGUUCACGAAGAAGCCUGAGCUCGUGAGCCCGCCCACAGUGCCCCUGCCCAUGCCCAGGAAGCUGCGCUUCAACAUCACCCCUGAGAUCAAGAAGGACAUCGAGAAAGCUAAGCAGAACCUGGGCAUUAUGAUCCAGGACCUGGACAUCACCGUGAUGGUGUUCCACCACUUUGGAAAGGACUUCCCCAAGUCAGAGAAGCUGAGCCCAGACGCCUUCAUCCAGUUGGCUCUACAGCUGGCCUACUAUAGGACCUACGGGCAGGCCUGUGCCACGUACGAGAGCGCCUCCCUGCGCGCCUUCCACCUGGGCCGCACCGACACCAUCCGCUCGGCCACCGUGGAGUCCCUGGCCUUCGUCAGGGCCAUGGACGGCUCCAGUGUGCCGGAGCACCAGAAAGUGGAGCUGCUGCGCAGAGCCGUGCAGGCCCACCGAGACUACACGGACCGGGCCAUCCGCGGGGAGGCCUUUGACCGGCACCUGCUGGGCCUGAGGCUGCAGGCCGUCGAGGACCUGGUGAGCAUGCCUGACAUCUUCAUGGACGCCUCGUACGCCGUCGCCAUGCACUUCAAACUGUCCACCAGCCAGGUCCCCGCCAAGACAGACUGCGUCAUGUUUUUCGGGCCCGUGGUGCCCGACGGCUACGGCGUCUGCUACAACCCCCGGGAGGCCCACAUCCACUUCUCGGUGUCGGCCUACAACAGCUGCGCGGAGACCAGCGCGGGCCGCCUGGCGCGCAGCCUCGAGCGGGCACUGCUGGACAUGCGCGCGCUGCUGCAGGGCCACCCCAGGGCCAAGCUCUGAGGCCCGCGCAGGCCCUGAGGCCGCCGGCUCCCGGGCGCCGCCCCAGGGCACUGUCCUUGCUCUCUUCCCAGACCCCAGGCCCCACGGAACCCGGCUGGCACCCCCAGCAGGGCCGCGGCCCCAGCACGUGCCUUCCGGAGUCAACCCUCAGGGACUUAAGGCCCAGGCGCCCGGCGUGCUGCCCACCGAGGCCGCCUCCAGGGGACGGGGCCAGCCGCGUCCGCCCUGCCCCGCUCAGCCUGGGCCAUCCCUGCCACCUUGUGCCCGGGCCAGGGUCUGGACCUCAAACCCCAAGCUCCCAAGACCUGGCAGAGAAUUACGUGCCGCCGGGGGUCGCCAGGCCCCGAGGCUGAAGUCAGGAUGGAGGUGAGCUGGUGCGGAGAAGCCCGAGGCCUGGCUUCAGCCAGCUGCCACCGCAGCGGCAUCCGCCGAGGCUGCUGUGCGCCUGCGUGGCGCCGCGCACGGUCCCGGCUCUCGCCCCACUCAGCUCGACUCCUGCACCACAGCAGUGAUUGUGUGAUACAAACGUGACGUCUUUUUAAUAAAGGGGAGUCAGUGUC